This is a messenger RNA of Scophthalmus maximus (turbot), 5220 nucleotides long. RefSeq names its product ubiquitin specific peptidase 28 (gene usp28). Gene Ontology annotation, molecular function: cysteine-type deubiquitinase activity; cysteine-type endopeptidase activity; protein binding. Bases 132 to 3803 code for a protein of 1223 amino acids. The record is from RefSeq and is a predicted model, not a curated record. Gene Ontology annotation, cellular component: nucleus; cytosol. Gene Ontology annotation, biological process: DNA damage checkpoint signaling; regulation of protein stability; protein deubiquitination. NCBI's taxonomy places the organism in Eukaryota, Metazoa, Chordata, Actinopteri, Pleuronectiformes, Scophthalmidae. The transcript is spliced from 26 exons.
CCCGCGCGUGUGUCUUGACCAGGUGAGCGCGCGCGCAGCCGGCGAGUGACUCUGGGAUCAACCGGGUCCGAGAGAGACACCGUGGGAAUUAUAAAAAGACGGGGAGAUUAAUCCCGUGUUGUCCGUCUGCGAUGAGAGGCGACCAGACCGACGAGGGGGAAAACUCCACGAACUCGCAGAGUGAGAUGCUGAUCAACCAGCUGAGGGAGAUCACUGGCAUCCAGGACCCACAGAUUCUCUACAGAGCCCUGAAUGCCAGUCAGGGCGACGUCGGACAUGCUGUCGGACUGCUCACAGCUCAGCCUGCAGAGGUCCAGGAUCCUGGAGAACCACCGGAGUCAGGGGCCCCUGCAGAGGCCUGGGAGGGCCGCAAGGGGAUCGGUAAAGAUGAGCUGCAGACGGCCAUAGAACUCAGCCUGCAGGAGUCGCACAGUGCCGAGGAGGAGGAGAGAGAAUUCCACAGGGCUCUGGAGGCCAGCGCGGAGGAGAACGCGGCGAGGAUGAAGAGGAAGAGGUGCGAAGCCCAGCAUGAGAUGUGCAGCCCCGCAGACUGGAUCCGUCAGGACGACUGGCCCGUGGGCAUCCGCAACGUCGGCAACACCUGCUGGUUCAGCGCCGUCAUACAGUCACUGUUCCACCUGCCGGUGUUCAGGAGGCUGGUGCUCAGCUACCAUCUGUCCGAGCGACUGCUGGACAAGUGCAAGAGCCACUCGGACAAGAGGAACAUCGCCUUCAUGCAGGAGCUGCGCUGCCUGUUCGCCCUCAUGGUGGGCUCCACCCGCAGGUUUGUCGAUCCCUCCGCCGCCGUGGAGUUACUGCGAGAAGCCUUCAGGACCAGCGAGGCCCAACAGGAUGUCAGUGAGUUUUCCCACAAACUGCUCGACUGGCUCGAGGACGCGUUUCAGCUGGCCGCCAGUGGAAAGAAUGCGGAGGACAAACAGCGAAACCCCAUGGUCCAGCUGUUCUACGGCACCUUUGUGACGGAGAGACGACACGAAGGUAAGACGCUGUGCAACACCGAGCAGUUCGGCCAGUAUCCCCUGCAAGUCAACGGCUUCAACAGCCUGGAUGAAUGCCUGGAAGGUGCCAUGGUCGAGAGGGAGAUUGAAUCGCUGCAUUCGGAUCACAGCAUUACACCCGGCCGCGAGAGAUGGUUCAAAAAGUUACCGCCGGUCCUGACGUUCGAACUGUCCCGGUUUGAAUUCAACACCCAGCUCGGGCGUCCCGAGAAGAUACACAAGAAACUGGAGUUCCCGCAAAUCAUUUACAUGGACAGGUAUCUUCACAAAAACAUAGAAGAUACCCAUGAGAGGAGAGGGGAAGUGAAAAAACUCAAGGAGCAACUCGCGCUCCUUCAACAGAAACUUGAGUGCUACAAAAACUACGGCUCAGGACCCACCAAGUAUCCUCUGGCGGACGUGCUGCAGUUCGUGCUGGAGUUCGCCACCACCAAGCCCACAAGUGUUUCCCCCGCCGAGGACCUGAGGCCGGCUGCAUCUUCACCGACCCCUGCAGGCCACCCGCUCGAAGAACCCGCCUCCAAAGACGACAGUGAACCGGCAGACACGGAUUCAUCCGAGGUCCCCAGCGCGUCGUGUUGCCAGCGGACGCCCAUAUACAAGCCGUUCACCCAGUGCCGACACCACGUGGACUGUCCGCCGCACCCAGCCCCACAUAGCGUCACUGAGGAGGAGCUCCACUUUGUGAAGACCUGCCUGCAGCGCUGGAGGACCGAAGUGGAGAACGACGUGAACGAGCUGAAGGCCAGCAUCGACAGGCUCGGUCAAAAGCUGGAGGGCAUGUACUCAGACGACAGUCUCUGCCAGGUGCCCUACAGGCUGCACGCGGUGCUCGUCCACGAGGGCCAGGCGUCGGCGGGCCACUACUGGGCCUACAUCUACGACCACGCCAACCAGCGCUGGAUGAAGUACAACGACGUGUGCAUCACCGAGUCCUCGUGGGACGAGCUGGAGCGGGACUCGUUUGGGGGCAUUACCAACGCCAGUGCCUACUGCCUGAUGUACAUCGACGACCGGCUACAGAACCUUAUCACAGAAGACACGGAUAACGAGACGGGCCAGGUGCUGCACGGCAUGGACUCCCUGCCGCCCGUCCUCCGGCGCUACGUCAACGAGGACAACCGCUGGUUCCAGCAGGAGCUCAGCGAGUGGGAGGAGCAGUUCUGCAAGACGGCUGCGCCGCAGGGCGAGUCCACCGCGUCCGUGGAGAUCCCCGACGCCGGUCCCGACAACUCGCAGCAAACGCCUGUCGAGCCGGCGCCCCAGUCGGGGCCCUCCGCCGAGGAGCCGGACCAGGGAGCCGCUUCAGAGCCUCAACAACUGGAUCCGGAGGCAGAGAAGGAUCCGGAGCCCGAUACCAGAGAGAAGAAGGAAGAGGAAUCAGAGUUAACACCCCCACCCCCACAGACCCCUGGCCCCCAGCCCGAUGGCGAUGGCGAUGGCGAUGGCGAUGGCGACGGCGACGGCGACGGCGACGGCGAUGACGACGACGACAGCAGCAGUGCAGCCGUCACCGACACCUCGGGGCCAAGUCAGAGCUCCACUUCGGCUGAGGAGGAGCUGCAGAGUCAGACUCCUGGCCCAGAAGCAGAACUUAGUGACCAGGCAACAUCCGACCCCGUUGUGGAAAAGGACGACGCGGAGGUGACGGGCCUCGCCUCUGGAACUAAAGGUGAGCCAGAGGCUUCAGGAGAAGCUCCCGAGCACAAGGCCGAGCAGGGGGACGUGGAGCGGCGGCGGGACGUCCCGGCGGCUCGGCAGCGGCCGGCCGAGAGCGACGUCUCGGAAGUGGACAUCCCCAACGUGGGCCGGAUCAUGGUGCGGGCGGAUGCUGACGGAUACAACGAAGAGAUGAUGCUGACUCCAGCUAUGCAGGGCGUCAUCCUCGCCAUCGCCAAGGCCCGACAAACGUUCGACAAGGAAGGACCCGAGGCCGGACUCAUCAAGGCCUUCCACGAGGAGUACUGCCGCCUGUACGAGCUCUCCCAGGAGGAGACCACGCCCCAGGAGGACGCCCGCCUGCAGCACGCGCUCGUCUACUUCUUCCAGAACAAGGCGCCCAAGCGCGUCAUCGAGAGGACGCUGCUGGAGCAGUUUACGGACCGGAACCUGAGCUUCGACGAGAGGGCCAUCAGCAUCAUGAGGGAGGCUCGAUCCAAGCUGCGCCUCAUCAAGCCGGAGGACAUGGACAUGGAUGAAUACUUGCAGUGGCACGACGACUACAGUCUGUUCAGGACGGUGUUCGUCUACCUGCUGACUGGACUGGAGCAAUACCAACACGGGAAGAUGCGCGAGGCACUGACCUACCUGGCUCAUGCGUACGAGACCAACGCCACGCUGCUGAAGAACGGAGAGCAACGCGGCGUGGACAAGUCUCUCAUCGCAGUUUACAGGAGGAAAUGCCUCACUGCGCUGAACGAAAGCGCAUCGCGGCUGUUUUGCAGCGCCGAGGAGAGCAAGGUGGAGGAGGCCGUCGCCAUCAUGGACGAGGCCGUGAUCCCCUGCCUGCACCUGAUGAGCCGGGACUCGGCUCUGUCCCGGGAAGACGGGGACGCCAUGGAGGGCAUCCGCAGCCACUGGUGCUGCUGCCUGGGACAGGACAUGGACGACUCGUUGCAGGUGAAGCUGGGCGAGUUGCUGCCCAGGGUCCUGGACGGUGCAGCGGAGUCGGUGGUGCUCAAAGACCCCCCCCAAGUCCACGUCAGCCAGGCCCACGACCUGUGCAGUCGCCUGGCCGCCGUCAUGGAGUCCAUCCACAGCACGUCGGUGGUCUCCGUUAAGUAAAAGACCCCCCCCCCCCCCUCCUCCGACGGCACACACUCCCCGCGAGCAACACGGAUGGUGGAUUGUUCCGUACAGUACUGACCUACUGUACGGUUGAGACAUCAAGGAAUUUUUUUCAGCGGGCUAAAUUGUGUUUUCUUGGGGGUUUUUUCUGCUGGUUUGGCGUUGCACAUGAAUAUCGUUUUGAGACGUUAGCAUUAGCGAGCUGCGAGCGCCCACUACUAGGGAUUAAAUAGACGAGCUUUUGAGAAGUUCUCAACGAGCUUUUGAAACUGAAAAAAUGAUCAGUUAUGCGUCCGUAGCGUUCUUCUGAGAGGCCAAGAAAGAAUGUGGCCUCCGCUCGCCCCUCCACCAUUAAGCACCGUCUGCUGUAUGAAUAUGAACAGUAUUAUAGAUCAGCAGCAGGUUAUUGCACAAGGCUGUAACUCUUUACUCCCGUGACCUGCAGAAGCGGCAAACGUAAUAAACAUAAACACUUUUUGCAUCAGAUUCAACAUUAAAUUCACACUUCAUCAUUUGGUGCCGUCUCCUGAGAUUCUCCCACAUUGCUCACAGACUCAAUUAUGAUUUUUUUUUUCUCUCCUUACUGCUGAACUGUUUAGAUUGACUGUACGUUACUUUACCCGGCUUCUUUUCUGAUCGAUGGAUUAUCCAUGAAACCGACCUGCUGAACAUGAAACAACAUCGCAUGGGCAGAGCAAUGAAAGAGAAGAAAAAAAGUUCACCUAUGGACAUAAUGUUUUUACUGAAAUCGUUAACUUUAGAUACUGGCAACGGCUCGACUGUCACACUCUGCAGGGGAGUGAGUAGAUUGUUGAUUUGCUGAUUGUGUCGCUACGCACGGCGAAGCCUUCAUACAGGGCUGAAGGGGGGGAAAAAAGAAAACACUUCAUGUGUACUGCACAGUAACAAAUACUAUUUGUAAGCUUUUUAAAAAAAAUCUAUAUUUUAUAUUACUUUGUAUUUUUGCAAAACGGACUCCAGAACGUUUCACGUGAAGGUGAAUUUCAGCAGCAUAUUUGCAGAAUUCAGCGGCGUAUGAAACGGUAUCAAUAGACGGAUGUUCUGUACACUCAGAGCUCGGUGUGUCCGCGGACUGGAUCGAAGAGUAAGUGGCAGCUCCUCUUUGCGCGUCCCGUCGGGGACGCCACCUCGCAUACGCACAUGUGCCCUAACCUGCCGCCGCUGAAUUGGUUCUCUGUGAAACCACGUCCCGUCCUUUGAAAGGAGACAGACGUGGGACGGCGGGAGAUGAAGAGAUGUUCUUCUCGCGGCGUGACUCAAUCCCCCGAAUCUGAAUUUUUCCGGGCCGGGCGACGUUGAGCUCCUGCAACGGGCCGUUUGUGGCCGCUGAGUUUUCACACCGGCUUUUCACUUGAUGUCUGUGAUGAUAGUCAAUAAAUGAAUGUUUUAAAUA